Colius striatus (speckled mousebird) is the source of this 1322-nucleotide messenger RNA. It is a transcript of the gene EMC8, whose product is annotated as ER membrane protein complex subunit 8. The transcript has 5 exons. The coding region runs from base 531 to 1145 and encodes 204 amino acids. Gene Ontology annotation, cellular component: EMC complex. NCBI's taxonomy places the organism in Eukaryota, Metazoa, Chordata, Aves, Coliiformes, Coliidae. The record is from RefSeq and is a predicted model, not a curated record.
AGGGGCCGGGAGCGGUCUGAGGGGCCGGCAGCGGCCUGAGGGGCUGGGAGGCGUCUGAGGGGCCGGGAGCGGUCUGAGGGGCCGGGAGCGGUCUGAGGGGCCGGGAGGCGUCUGAGAGGUCGGGAGCGGCCUGAGGGGCCGGGAGGCGUCUGAGGGGCCGGGAGGCGUUUGAGAGGCCGGGAGCGGCCUGAGGGGCCGGGAGGCGUCUGAGAGGCCGGCAGCGGCCUGAGAGGCCUGAGAGGCCGGCAGCGGCCUUAGGGGUCGGCAGCGAUCUGAGGAGCUGGCAGCAGGGCCUGAGGAGAGGCCGGGACGGGUCUGAGGGGCCGGCAGCGAUCUGAGGGGCCGGCAGCGAUCUGAGGGAUCGGCAGCGAUCUGAGGGGCCGGCAGCGAUCUGAGGGGCCGGCAGCGAUCUGAGGGGCCGGCAGCGAUCUGAGGGGCCGGCAGCGAUCUGAGGGGCCGGCAGCGAUCUGAGGGAUCGGCAGCGAUCUGAGGGGCCGGUAGCGACGAUCGCAGGGUGAAGCUGAAGCAGGAUGAAGCUGACCACGCAGGCCUACUGUAAGAUGGUGCUGCACGGCGCUAAGUACCCGCACUGCGCCGUCAACGGGCUGCUGGUGGCCGAGAGGCCCGCGGCGGCACCCCCGCGCCGGGACCAGGCCGGGCCCCCCUCACUCUUCGUUGACUGUAUCCCUCUCUUCCACGGGACUCUGGCGCUGGCGCCCAUGCUGGAGGUGGCCCUCACGCUGAUUGACUCUUGGUGCAAAGAGAACAGCUACGUGAUAGCUGGCUAUUACCAGGCAAACGAGCGAGUGAAGGAUGCCAGUCCAAACCAGGUUGCAGAGAAGGUGGCCUCCAGAAUUGCAGAGGGCUUCAACGAUACAGCACUCAUCAUGGUUGAUAACACCAAGUUCUCGAUGGAGUGUGUAGAGCCUGCCAUCCAUGUCUAUGAGCUUCACGAGAACAAGUGGAGGUGCAAGGACCCACAUGUUGACUUCUGUGAAGACUGGACUGAAGCCCAGAGGAUUGCUGCCUCUCUCCUGGACAGCAAAUCCUACGAGACACUGGUGGAUUUUGACAACCACCUGGAUGACAUCCGGAACGACUGGACAAACCCAGAGAUCAACAAAGCUGUUCUCCACCUGUGCUAGAGGAGUUGCUGCUGCCUCCCUCAGGGGCACUCCCACCAUGGACUGAAGAGAGCAAAAACAAAGGCUAUUUUUGAAUGUAAAUAAGAGUCGCAUUCAGUACCUUCUGUGGAAACCUGACUGAUUAAAAAGGAGAGGCAUGUCACCUUGCAGAGGCUGAGGUGUCCCUGAGGCUCUGAA